CAGUCACUGCGCUGAAGUUGAUAGUUUGAUGUUGUUCAAACAGUCUGCAAGCUCAUCAUAAUACAUUCAGAUGUUGGCGAAGUGUUCAAAGAGUUGAAUUCAGUUCAAGGUCCUUCUUAACGCCACAUCGUAAGCAAAUUGUACCAAUUUUCUUCUCUUUGGAGCAUAUCUGGUGGCACUCUUGCAGCAAGUUACGAAACGUGGCUCGGAGAACUGAUUCGGCAUUAAACGUGAACCGGUCUUCACUAAACCGUCAAGAUGUCGCUCAGUACAAGUGCUAAUUUCAUCAAGUAUCUCCUAUUUCUGUUCAACUUCAUAUUCGUGAUCACCGGCAUCACGAUUAUGGCCGUUGGACUGACCGUCCAAGGAGCGUACCACAACUUCCGGGAAAUCCUGGACCCCCAGUUCUUCAGCGUACCCACGUUCCUGGUGGUGAUCGGUAGCUUCAUCUUCGUGAUCGCAUUCUUCGGAUGCUGUGGAGCGUACAAGGAGAACUACUGCAUGACGUUGACCUUCUCGAUCCUGCUGAUUCUGAUCUUUAUUCUGGAACUGGCGGCCGGUAUCAGUGGCUAUGUUCUGCGAAACGAAACCUACAAUCUGCUCACGUCUACGAUGCAGAGCUCGAUGAAGCAGUACGGCGGAGCCACCAACAAGGAGAUUACGAUCAUUUGGGAUGAGAUCCAGGUUGAUUUCGACUGCUGUGGCGUCGGCAAGUCCGACGACUGGAUCGCGGCCAACGCCGAGCUCUUCAACGCCACGUCCCUGCCGAUGUCGUGCUGCCGCAGCUCGCCGGGCGCCAUCGGAAUGGUCACCUGCCCGGACAUGCCGGACAAGAAAACGCUGCGCCAAACCGGCUGCAUCACCUCGUUCGGCGCGUUCAUCAAAUCGCACGCCGUCAGCCUAGGAGCGGCCGGAAUCGUGCUGGCCGUGAUACAGUUCUUUGGAAUCUUCUUCGCUUGCUAUCUGGCAAAACAGAUCAAGAUGCAGAGUGGACACACAGGAUUUUAAGAACGUCUUGAGUGUGACUUAAAAAAUAUGUUUUAUGUGAAAAGUUUAAAAUAUGACAUGAAAUAAAAACCUUCUUUGCGGA
This is a messenger RNA of Culex quinquefasciatus (southern house mosquito), 1090 nucleotides long. Its product is annotated as CD63 antigen. Lineage: Eukaryota; Metazoa; Arthropoda; Insecta; Diptera; Culicidae. Bases 259 to 1008 code for a protein of 249 amino acids. Gene Ontology annotation, cellular component: membrane. The record is from RefSeq and is a predicted model, not a curated record. The transcript has 6 exons.